AUGGCAGCUGAAGACGUUAUCAUCUGUGAUACAUUACAGCCAUGUCAUACGGCCAUGGCAACAGGGGGCCAUCCUCUGGACACUCCACAUCUUCCACAGGAGCUGCCUCCAGGACUCCCAAACAAUAUCAAUAUCACAUUCUUCAGUGGGAUGUUUACAAAUGUGGAAAGUGUGGCUGAAAUUUUUGAUUGCCUGGGCCCCCACUUCACCUGGCUGCAGGCUGUCUUCACCAAUUUCCCUGUGCUGAUCCAGUUUGUCAAUGGUAUGAAGUGUGUGGCUGGUCUCUGCCCCCGAGACUUUGAAGACUAUGGUUGCACCUGCAGGUUUGAGAUGGAAGGGUUGCCUGUGGAUGAAUCUGACAGCUGCUGCUUCCAGCACCGCAGGUGCUAUGAGGAGGCUGCUGAGAUGGACUGUCUCCAAGACCCUGCCAAACUUAGCACAGAGGUCGAUUGUGUCGGCAAGAAGAUCAUAUGUGAGUCCAAGGACAACUGUGAGCACCUGCUGUGUACCUGUGAUAAGGCUGCCAUAGAGUGCUUGGCUCAAUCCAGCCUCAACUCUUCCCUGAACCUUCUGGACACCUCCUUCUGCCUGGCUCAGACUCCAGAGACAACCAUCAAGGAAGAGUUGACAACACUUCUGCCCAGAGUGGUUCCUGUGGAGCCCACAGACGCCAGCCUGACAGCCCUUUCAGGAGAAGUGGCUGCACAGACUGAGGCUGACAGACUGAUCACUCUCUCCAAGAAAAAAGCAGGCCAAGAUCAGGAAGGAGUGGGAGCUGCUAGGGCUACGUCCCCUCCAGGAUCUGCAGAGAUAGUUGCAACAAGCGUUACAGCUAAAGUUGUAACCCUUGUCCCUGCUGGCAUUAAAUCUCUGGGGCUGGCAGUGUCAUCUGUUGAAAAUGGUCCUGAGGAGACCACUGAAAAAGCCUGUGAUAGAUUCACCUUCCUGCACCUGGGAAGUGGGGACAACAUGCAGGUGAUGCCACAGCUUGGAGAGAUGCUCUUUUGUCUGACAUCCCGGUGCCCAGAGGAAUUUGAGUCUUAUGGCUGUUACUGUGGACAAGAAGGAAGAGGCGAGCCAAGGGAUGACCUGGACAGGUGCUGCUUGUCUCAUCACUGCUGCCUAGAGCAAGUGAGAAGGCUGGGCUGCCUGCUUGAGAGGCUUCCUUGGUCACCGGUGGUGUGUGUGGAUCAUACGCCCAAGUGUGGGGGCCAAAGCCUGUGUGAGAAGUUGCUCUGUGCCUGUGACCAGACGGCAGCUGAGUGCAUGACCUCUGCCUCCUUUAACCAAAGCCUCAAGUCCCCAAGCAGACUCGGGUGCCCUGGGCAGCCAGCAGCCUGUGAAGACAGCCUGCACCCUGUGCCCGCAGCCCCCACCCUGGGCUCCAGCUCUGAGGAGGACAGCGAGGAGGACCCUCCACAGGAGGACCUCAGCAGAGCCAAGAGGUUUCUGCGGAAGUCACUGGGUCCCUUGGGGAUCGGGCCCCUUCAUGGAAGAUAGAUGCCCAGAGAAAAUGGCUAACACCCUCAGUAGCGUGGCUCCUGCUCCACCUUCAGCUCUUUAUCUCUCAGCCACCUCUGUCCCUUGGAGCCUUCUUCCCUUCCUUUAACCCAGAGGCCGGGAGGGAACAGAGGCCGUGAGCCCUGCCCAUGCCUCAUCACCUGUGGUCACCUCACAAGCCAAUGUACACUUGGAGAAGGCAGACCAUGGUACCUCCAUGCUCCUUUAGUGCACUGUGGAAGCUCAAUAAAUACUCCAAUC
Messenger RNA from Gorilla gorilla gorilla (western lowland gorilla), 1761 nucleotides. RefSeq names its product otoconin 90 (gene OC90). The transcript has 14 exons. NCBI's taxonomy places the organism in Eukaryota, Metazoa, Chordata, Mammalia, Primates, Hominidae. Bases 1 to 1500 code for a protein of 499 amino acids. The record is from RefSeq and is a predicted model, not a curated record. Gene Ontology annotation, biological process: lipid catabolic process; arachidonate secretion; phospholipid metabolic process. Gene Ontology annotation, molecular function: calcium ion binding; phospholipid binding.